This is a messenger RNA of Nomascus leucogenys (northern white-cheeked gibbon), 2835 nucleotides long. RefSeq names its product 5-hydroxytryptamine receptor 1B (gene HTR1B). Gene Ontology annotation, biological process: vasoconstriction; bone remodeling; adenylate cyclase-activating adrenergic receptor signaling pathway. The record is from RefSeq and is a predicted model, not a curated record. Gene Ontology annotation, cellular component: plasma membrane. Gene Ontology annotation, molecular function: G protein-coupled serotonin receptor activity. Lineage: Eukaryota; Metazoa; Chordata; Mammalia; Primates; Hylobatidae.
AAAGCCUUCUCCUCAAGCAGUACUUCACCCUCCUGCACUAGACGCCUCCAGGGAGCUGGAGCGGAGCAGGGCUCGGUGGGCCAGUUCUUAGCAACCCAGGGCUAAGACCCGGUGUGGAGGGGAACAACCACAGACGCGGCGGCUUCGCCAGGCGCGCUGAAAGUGCAGGGGACGCGCCCGCCUGCCUUGGCUGCCGCACCCAUGACCUCUAGUUUCAGCUGUGAACCUGGGCGGAGGAAUAAUUGAGGAACUCACGGAACUAACUAUCAACUGGCGACAAACCUGCGAUCGCCACGGUCCUUCCGCCCUCUCCUUCGUCCGCUCCAUGCCCAAGAGCUGCGCCCCGGCGCUGGGGCGAGGAGAGCCAUGGAGGAACCGGGUGCUCAGUGCGCUCCACCGCCGCCCGCGGGCUCCGAGACCUGGGUUCCUCAAGCCAACUUAUCCUCUGCUCCCUCCCAAAACUGCAGCGCCAAGGACUACAUUUACCAGGACUCCAUCGCCCUACCCUGGAAAGUACUGCUGGUUAUGCUACUGGCGCUCAUCACCUUGGCCACCACGCUCUCCAAUGCCUUUGUGAUUGCCACAGUGUACCGGACCCGGAAGCUGCACACCCCGGCUAACUACCUGAUCGCCUCUCUGGCGGUCACCGACCUGCUCGUGUCCAUCCUGGUGAUGCCAGUCAGCACCAUGUACACUGUCACCGGCCGCUGGACACUGGGCCAGGUGGUCUGUGACUUCUGGCUGUCGUCGGACAUCACUUGUUGCACUGCCUCCAUCCUGCACCUCUGUGUCAUCGCCCUGGACCGCUACUGGGCCAUCACGGACGCCGUGGAGUACUCAGCUAAAAGGACUCCCAAGAGGGCGGCGGUCAUGAUCGCGCUGGUGUGGGUCUUCUCCAUCUCUAUCUCGCUGCCGCCCUUCUUCUGGCGUCAGGCCAAGGCCGAAGAGGAGGUGUCGGAAUGCGUGGUGAACACCGACCACAUCCUCUACACGGUCUACUCCACGGUGGGUGCUUUCUACUUCCCCACCCUGCUCCUCAUCGCCCUCUACGGCCGCAUCUACGUAGAAGCCCGCUCCCGGAUUUUGAAACAGACGCCCAACAGGACCGGCAAGCGCUUGACCCGAGCCCAGCUGAUAACCGACUCCCCCGGGUCCACGUCCUCGGUCACCUCUAUUAACUCGCGGGUUCCGGACUUGCCCAGCGAAUCCGGGUCUCCUGUGUACGUGAACCAAGUCAAAGUGCGAGUCUCCGACGCCCUGCUGGAAAAGAAGAAACUCAUGGCCGCUAGGGAGCGCAAAGCCACCAAGACCCUGGGGAUCAUUCUGGGAGCCUUUAUUGUGUGUUGGCUACCCUUCUUCAUCAUCUCCCUAGUGAUGCCUAUCUGCAAAGAUGCCUGCUGGUUCCACCUAGCCAUCUUUGACUUCUUCACGUGGCUGGGCUAUCUCAACUCCCUCAUCAACCCCAUAAUCUAUACCAUGUCCAAUGAGGACUUUAAACAAGCAUUCCAUAAACUGAUACGUUUUAAGUGCACAAGUUGACUUGCCAUUUGCAGUGGGGUCGCCUAAGCGACCUUUGGGGACCAAGUUGUGUCUGGUUCCACAGGUAGGUCGAAUCUUCUUUCGCGGUUACUGGGUCCCAGCGAGGCUCUCUCUCCUGGGCAAGGGCAAUGGAUCCUGAGAAGCCAGGAUAGGCCUGAGAGAGAGCUCGGAAAGGAGAAGUGUUGAAACUAAAUGUAGAGCUUCCCUGCCCAGGAGGAGGCUCACUUCCUCCCUUCAAGCCCCGGGCUCAGCACUGACCCUGCGGCAGCCAGUCCCAAAGGGGGUUGCAACUUUUAAAAAUUGAUGAUGGAAGGGAAUCCCUGCCCUUCUUUGGUAUCGUGGAUAAUGCCCACUAGAAGCAGUGUACUUGUAAUUGUUGUCUGAAGCCUGUCUGAGACAGAUCUACAUACAGCCUGGCAGUACUUGAACUAGACGCUUAAUGCCCUGUGUUUUUGGGGAGAACUUUGUGUCACAGCUUAAUUUAAGAACAGUUACUUUGGCAUCAUUCAGUCUUCACUUUUUGUCUAUUUAAACUUGGUUGGAGAAACUUGUGGAUUUGGUGCUUCAAACCCUAUGUGUGGCUUGGAUGGCGCAGAGAAACCUCGAAGAGUUAACAGCAAAAUUCUGAUGCUGAGAUCUCUAUUUUUAUUAUACUUGAAACUAUAUGGGGGUGGGUGGGUGGGAAUGGGAGAUGAGGAGUGUUAAACUGAGAAUCAACACCUAUGAUUGUUUGUUUUCUGCAGAUUUGUAAUUUUGUAAUUCCUGUUUAGCGAUUGUCAAGCCACAACUCUAACAAACAAACCAUUAUGUGUGCUAGUGCCAAAGUCUGCAGACUGCUUUAUUUUUUCUCUUAAUUUCAUGUACCUGUCACUUUACACAUUUAAAUCCCCAUAAAUGAAGGGUAUGAUGGGUGACUCAGCCCACACUGCUGCUAUAUUUCUUACUAAUGCAAUUGGUAAAACCGAUUAGUAUUGGAAAUAUACUGUUUCUUAACAAGAAAAGUGUCUUUAUUUCUUAUCCAAUUUAGUGAGAUGUGAAGGAGACUGAUGACAUGGGGAUAGUUCUUACACAAUUGAGGAAUGGGGUGGGGGCAAUAGGAGGAUGUAUAUUUUGACUUGUAAAAAAAUCUUAAAAUGCAUGAAACUUUUAUCUGAUAGUCAUUUGCACUCUCCUUCCCAUCUGUGAUUCCUUGUGUGCUAACAUAUAAAGAAACCAAGAGAACUAUCUUCCUUCUCCAGAAACCUUAAAAAUACAGUAAGGGCCCUAAAAACAAUAUUGAAAAGAAAAUAAACUUGU